AUGUCCACAAACAGUGGCGGCAGUGCUGGUGGACAGUACCCAGCAAAUGUAGCAGUCUCCAACUACCACGAUAUUUACGUUCAACAGCAGCCCGGCCAGGAAGAACUAGAUAGCACAAAUACAACCACCUCAGCUCCACCGGUACCACAGCCAACAGUGAUAGUGUCCUCGCAGUCGGGCACACAGACCAGAAGCGACAGCAGUUCUCUCUACUUCCCGACAGCUCCACCCGUCCCGUACAGUGAGCUCGAGGAACCGAGCACCUCACGGCGCGGAGAACCGCCCAGCUACGAUGAAGCGGUCGAUGUGGAAGCGCCACCACCGUCCUACGAUUCCCUGUUCGGACGGGUUCGAGAAGCGCGCAAAUCUUCCCGGGGAAUUCUGGAUUUUAUAGUAAACAUUAUUAUUCUGGUGCUUGGCACGCUCGGUUGCACCAUCGCCCUGGGCAUUACGAUCGUCAUACCGGUGUGUAUGAUCGUGUUCGGUUCCCUCUACCUGUACGAUUGCCCGCAGGGUGAAUACAUACCGGUGUAUCUUCUGGUCGGCGGUGGUUUCGGAGUGCUGAAACAAUUGCUACACCUAUCCACACGCGUCCGCAGCCGGGAGGAACAGGAACUGGAACGAUUGCGGCAGACACCGACGCAAACGCUCAUCAACUGCUUCAUGCUCGGUUGGUUCAUUAUCGGUUCGUUUUGGAUCUACCAAAUCUACGAACCGAAUUACGAUCCGGCACUGGGCAAGUACUGCAACAAAUCCCUGUACCUGUUUACCUUCUGGCUCAUCACGUCCGUCUACAUGAUGCUGUUCAUCAUUACGAUCGUGCUGUGCAGUGUCAGCAUCAUCAGCCUAUGCUUUCACCGGCAAACCUAA
This is a messenger RNA of Anopheles marshallii, 870 nucleotides long. RefSeq lists its product as uncharacterized. Lineage: Eukaryota; Metazoa; Arthropoda; Insecta; Diptera; Culicidae. The coding region runs from base 1 to 870 and encodes 289 amino acids. The record is from RefSeq and is a predicted model, not a curated record. The transcript has 3 exons.